This is a messenger RNA of Stegastes partitus (bicolor damselfish), 1301 nucleotides long. RefSeq names its product cyclin-dependent kinase-like 2. The transcript has 9 exons. Gene Ontology annotation, biological process: protein phosphorylation. Bases 1 to 1242 code for a protein of 413 amino acids. Gene Ontology annotation, cellular component: nucleus. Lineage: Eukaryota; Metazoa; Chordata; Actinopteri; Pomacentridae. The record is from RefSeq and is a predicted model, not a curated record. Gene Ontology annotation, molecular function: protein serine/threonine kinase activity; ATP binding.
AUGGAGCGCUAUGAGUCUCUCGGUCCGGUCGGGGAAGGCAGUUACGGCACCGUGCUCAAGUGCCGCCACCGAGACUCCGGUCGCCUCGUCGCCAUCAAGAAAUUCAUGGACUCCGACGACGACAAGGCGGUGAAGAAGAUCGCCCUCAGGGAGAUCAAGCUGCUCAGGCAACUCCGUCACGACAACCUGGUGAACCUCCUAGAAGUGUGGAAGCGGCGUCGCCGCUGGUAUCUGGUGUUUGAGUUUGUGGACCGGACGCUUCUGGAGGAUCUGGAGCAUAAUCCGACUGGACUAGACCUGAACACCAGCCGGCAGUACCUGUACCAGAUCCUGAGGGCCACCGCCUUCUGCCACCAGCAAAAUAUCAUCCACCGUGACAUUAAACCAGAGAACAUACUCAUCUCUCAAGGGGGUGUGGUCAAGCUUUGCGAUUUCGGCUUUGCCCGCACCGUAGCAUCGCCUUCUGAAGGUGGCGUCUACACCGACUACGUAGCCACUCGUUGGUACAGAGCACCUGAACUGCUGGUUGGAGACAUCAAAUACGGCAAACCAGUAGAUGUGUGGGCGUUGGGGUGUCUGUUAAUAGAGAUGCUAACGGGUCAGCCUCUGUUCCCCGGAGACUCUGACCUCGACCAGAUAUACCACAUCAUCAGGUGCUUCGGUAACCUGACAACUCAUCACCAGGAGUUGUUCUACAGAAAUCCGGUCUUUUCUGGAGUCAGACUGCCUGAAUGUUCUGGUCGAGUCCAGCUGCAGCAGCGCUUCCCUACAAUUACACCCGCUGCCCAGGAUCUGGCACAGAGCUGUCUAGAGAUGGAUCCAGAAAGACGAGCUCAGUGUUCGGAGCUCUUGGAGCAUCAUCUCUUCACACAGGAUUCUUUCCACAUCAGGUGUGUUGACAAGUCAAGGCAUCAUGGAGGCAUUUAUAGCCGACAGGCCCAACCGUUCCUGUCCAACCAUAUAACAGGAUCCCUCACCUGCCAGGCGUCAGAGAAGAGUCUGAUCUCCAACAGUGGCGGCAUCGCAGUAACUAAAAAUAAACCACACAUCCAUUUUCGGGAUCUGAGAAGCUCAGCGCUGCCGGAGCUUCGAGGAAGAGAAGGCAAACACAACAAAGGCACUACGAAGGAUCAGAGGAAAGACAAACCUCCAGCUCCGUCCGGUUCACCAUCACAGCCUCAGCAGCAGGGACACGACAGUAGCGACACAAACACACAACAACCAACACAACAAAGCUCCUGAUUUACUCACAACAUCAACAUGAACAAAACGGAUUCACCUGAAAGCAGACCUCAUGUUUU